Molecule: messenger RNA, 1128 nt
Organism: Paecilomyces variotii
Lineage: Eukaryota; Fungi; Ascomycota; Eurotiomycetes; Eurotiales; Thermoascaceae
Product: putative cell wall glucanase
Exons: 3
Biological process (GO): fungal-type cell wall organization; carbohydrate metabolic process
Cellular component (GO): fungal-type cell wall
Molecular function (GO): chitin binding; hydrolase activity, hydrolyzing O-glycosyl compounds; glycosyltransferase activity
Source: RefSeq, a predicted model, not a curated record
UUGACUACGGUCAUCGCGUUGUUCAUUAUCAGAGCAGUAGUUAGCACUGCCCUGACUUGUGGGGGCGGUACAAAAUGUCCCAUGGACACACCUUGCUGUUCUCAAUAUGGAGAAUGCGGUACUGGAUCUUAUUGCCUCGGUGGCUGUGACCCCAUCAACUCGAACACUUUAAACUCGUGCGCACCUGAACCGAUCUGCAAAAGCAAUUCAUUCACGAAUUUCGAGAGCUUGAGUGACUUUACGUUGAACACAAAGUACUUGGGUAACGCUUCUGCCUCAGACUGGAUGUACAGCGGUCAGCCUCUCGUCAGCGAUGGCAAUCUCCUUUUGACUAUGGCUAAGGACACUGUUGGCACUGUGUUGUCAUACAAUCACUACAUAUGGUACGGCCGAGUGUCUACGAAAAUGAAGACUUCUCGAGACGCUGGUGUGGUAACAGCGUUUAUCUUGCUAUCAGAUGUGAAAGACGAGAUCGAUGUCGAGUUCAUCGGAGUCGAUCUCAGAACCGCUCAGUUGAACUACUUCUAUCAAGGAAUCACAGGCCAACACUUGGAAGUAAACGCUACCAUCGAUUCCGAUAGUUUCGAAAACUUCCACACUUACGAGGUGGACUGGACUCCUGACGCGAUCACUUGGUACGUCGAUGGGGAAUCGGUGCGCACUCUCCUGAGAGAGGACACUUAUAAUGCCACAUCUGGCGACUACAUGUUUCCUCAGACCCCCUCUCGGUUGGAAAUGUCUGUGUGGCCCGGUGGUCUCUCGACGAAUGCACCAGGGACCAUAGCAUGGGCCGGUGGCGAGAUUAGCUGGGACACUGCCGAUAUUAAGGACCCCGGAUACUACUACGCCACCAUCAGCGAGGUCAAUAUCACAUGCUACGAUCCCCCCGCCGGGGCCAACUCACAAGGCGAUAAGUCAUACAUUUAUAUUGAUUCAGCUGGAACCAACAAUACAGUGAUGAUUACCAAUGAAGGUACGGUGCUGAGUUCGUUCGAGGCAACCGGGACAAACAUGACUGCUGGAGCGACAGUCAGCAGUUCUGCAACAAGUGGAUCUGAUGGGGUUUCUGGCACUAGCAGUGGUUCAUCGGUUACUGGCUUCGUCCAGGGCAAUGGUUCUAGCCAGUCA